GAUUUUUUCGCUCUUUUAGAGAGCCUGUAUGUGUUCAUGAGUGGAUCCGCAACACACUCCUUAUUCGUAGACGUUCAAAAAAGGCUUCGUUUGUCCGUCGUCGAACUGCAGCGCCUCAGCGAUACCCGGUGGGCCUGCCGGGUCGCUGCGUGCACGGCGGUAAUGAAGACUUUUCCUGCCAUUCUCGUAUCUCUCGCUGAAGUCAUUGCUACAAAGAGUAAGCGGGCAACUGAGGCGAGAGGUCUCCUUGAGCAGCUGAACAUCUCGUUUCUUUUUAACUUAUGCUUGUUCACCCGAGUCCUCAGCCGCUUGAAGAUCCUUUCCGACUUCCUGCAAAACAAAGAUUGCGAGCUGGCUCGAGCGUGCCUCAUGGCGCGUGCUGCCAUUGAUGAGUUUGCCGAUAUGAGGAAUUCGGAACAAGCUUUUGAAUCUGUCUGGGCCGAGGGGUGUAAGAUUGCCGAAGAAAACGGAGUGCCGUCGAGACAAGCAGGUAGAGAGACGCGUCUACCUGCUCAUUUGCAGCAGUAUGUACUCAGUGAAGGUAGAGCAAUUGAAGACGAGCCUUGCGAGGCAAAGGAAGCUUUUAGGGUAAGGGUGUUCCUUCCAGUAUUUGACCACAUUCUUGCCGAGCUGGAAAGAAGGUUGACUGGAAAUAAUGAUGUCCUCAGCGGAAUGACUGCCCUCCACCCACGAAGCAAGAGCUUUCUAGACAUUUGUUUACUGAAGCCAUUUGCUGAGCACUAUUCGUGCGACAUCGAGAGCGUUGAAGUUGAGUGCAAGCUAAUUGGGAAAGUUCUUCAGCGCAUAGAAGCUGAGAGAAAGUGCGAGGUUAAGACACUGCUGCAGUUUGUAGCAGUUCUGGAAGAAUUUAAGAUCGCCUUCCACGAGCUACACAAGCUAGCUGUUAUCGCUAUUACCAUACCAGCGUCGUCUGCAUCUUGUGAGCGCACGUUUUCAUGUCUGCGGAGAGUGAAGACCUAUCUUCGCAACAGGAUGGCCAAUAACCGACUAAGCGAUCUAGCUGUGCUCGCGGUUGAGCGAUCUCUCGCUAACAAGAUAGAUCUUCGGUGUGUCGUCGACAUGUUCGAUGCUUCUCACAAUAACCGACGCAUACGGCUUCAUUGAUAUGCGUGCAUGACCAAAUUCAUCGGCCAUUGGGUCGCUUGUUAAGUAAACUCUUGUUUUACGCUUUGUGGCCUGUAUGCUUCGACUCUGCUCACAAAGCUUUGCAUCCCAUGACCUUGUGUUUCGCGUUUUGUAAUCGGCACAUUUAUAUAUGUAUAUAUUUUUUUUUUCUUUUUUUCAAUUUUGAUCGCUUGAAUUUUUCUAUUCGCAUGACUUUAGGCUUGGCAUUGUAUUGGUACAUCUCGAUGUUACUGCCUUGAACCGUUGUGCGUCUAUGACCGCUUCGCGUUUUGUGAUUUUCAUAUUUCGAUCUUGCUUUCUUUAACCGCGUUGUGUCGCUAUUAUCUUGUGCUUCGUGUUCCUUGAUCUGCAUAUUUCGAUCUGGCUCCCUUGAACCGUCUUGUUCCUAUGACCUUAUGCUUCGCGUUUCGUGAUUUGUAUAUUUCACUCUUGCUCACCUGAACUGCGUUGUGUCCCUAUGAGCUUGUACUUCGUGUUUGGUGAUCUGUAUAUUUCGAUUUUUCUCCCUUGAACCGCUCUGUUCUAUAUCACAUUAUGCUUCUCGUUUCGUGAUCUGUAUUCUUCAAGUUUGCUCCCUAGGACUACUGUAUUCAUAUGACCUUCUAUUUCGCGUUUCCUGACUGAUGCGGAAUAUUUUGGGGGGUCCGAAAAUUAUUUCGGGGAGUGUUUUGUUUCUAAUUAUUCAGAAUGGGCUUGUUGUAAAUAAAUUGAGUCUUUAAAAACGUUCUUCCCUAAUAUGUAUGUAUUAUUUUAUACUGCUUGCUAUUCCUGCGUUAUAUAACGACACUUUUUAAAAUAUAAUAGAUUCAAUUAUUCAAAUAUGUCAGAAUCGUAAAAUUUUGUUCUAAUUCGUUGGCUGCGAGUAAGUAUUUCUACUUAUUCGCAGCCAACGCUCGCUGCUUUGCGACUGAAGUAUGGCUGAGAUCGUACACGACAGAUUAUGCUUUCCAGUGACACAUUUUUUUAAUCUUUUUUCCUCACCUGUUUUUUUUUUUUUUUUUUUGCAGUCUGACGCACAAAACAGAACGCAAAACAAAUUCCAUACCUGAUGUUUUCAAUUCAAAAGCAAAACAAAAUUUCGGCGGGUUGAAAUGCAGAAUUAUUACUGAAUAAGUGAGGCGAUGUGGGGUAGUUGGUGCAUACAGACGAAAGGGCAAAAAGCGCACAAAAAUACAGACAAAGUAGAAGAGGUGUACACAGUACAAGCGCUGCUUGCCCUUGUGUCAGAAUUAUAACGAAGGACAUCUUACGCAUGCAGGUAAGGAACUGAGGACAACUUCAUAUUUGAUGAAAGCGUACAACCGAAAUAUCAAUUGCUGAGCCUUCGUCGCAGAACGGUCGCACAGUGGCGGUAUUCGAGUUGGUUAAGCCAAGUUUCAUUAAGCAGCCAAACGGUAAGUUAAACAUACACAAA
Ixodes scapularis (black-legged tick) is the source of this 2560-nucleotide messenger RNA. RefSeq names its product zinc finger MYM-type protein 1-like. Bases 37 to 1125 code for a protein of 362 amino acids. The transcript has a single exon. The record is from RefSeq and is a predicted model, not a curated record. Gene Ontology annotation, molecular function: protein dimerization activity. NCBI's taxonomy places the organism in Eukaryota, Metazoa, Arthropoda, Arachnida, Ixodida, Ixodidae.